Molecule: messenger RNA, 644 nt
Organism: Seriola dumerili (greater amberjack)
Lineage: Eukaryota; Metazoa; Chordata; Actinopteri; Carangiformes; Carangidae
Gene: dbi
Product: acyl-CoA-binding protein-like
Exons: 4
Coding region: 100-369 (89 amino acids)
Biological process (GO): fatty acid metabolic process
Molecular function (GO): fatty-acyl-CoA binding
Source: RefSeq, a predicted model, not a curated record
GCAGUAUUUCACUAUGAAGGGGACUUCACCUCUUUAGCCUCUGCAGAGUUAGCUUUUUUGGUGAACGGAGAGCUUGUGUUGUGUGACCUGUAACUAAAGAUGGCUGACCUUCAGGCUAAAUUUGAUGCAGCAGCAGCUGAUGUGAAGCAGCUAAAGGCAAAGCCGGCAGAUGAGGAGAUGCUUCAGGUCUACUCCCUGUUCAAGCAGGCCACCGUAGGUGACGUCAGCACAGCUCGUCCUGGGAUGUUUGACUUCACUGGGAAAGCUAAGUGGGAUGCCUGGGAGCAGCAGAAAGGCAAGAGCAAAGAGGAUGCCAUGAACGAGUACAUCAACCUUGUGGAGCAGCUGAAGCAGAAGUAUGGAUUCUAACGUCAGCUGAUGACCACAGACCGGCUGGGCAAGCUGCUGGAUGGAGGACUGAGCUCUGGCUGAGACCACCACCUCAUCCAGAUGCUGUGAAACGCCUUUCAGCCCGAGGAGUGUGCCCUUACACAACACGUGAAUACCUGUUCGACUACUAGUGGUCUCACUGAGAUGAAGCUGUGGAUCAAACCUGUCCACCACAGUAGAAUCAGUUUUUCAGUUUUUACCACCACUUUUCAAACAGAGGUCCUGUCAUUUCAAAAUAAAAUAAUUUUCUCAAA